AUGGGCGAGCCUAUCGACAUUGACAAUCCGAAUCACUAUACGAAAAUCGACGAGCUGACCGCUCAGGGCCUCCUGGAUCGCGAUGCUGUAUUACACAAGCUAACCCGGAGAAUCUGCAGAUUUCAUGUUAUCAAACCAGAAACAGAGCUGCUACACCUGCGCAGGACCUUUGACUCUCUGGCCGUCGAGGAAAAUGGUAUCAAGGUACUCACUCAGUCUGCAUUCCUGUCUUUCCUUGAGUCCACCGGCUUUCUUCCUCCGUCUAUGAGAGAGGCAGGUGCUCUUGUUUACCGCAGUCUUCUAUACCGAUCGCAAUACCCAUUUCAUCAGCCAAUCCCCGACUCCCUCACCUAUAUGGGGCUCCUUCGUGCACUAGCCUGGGCCAUCCCCGGGCGGGCAAGGCCGGUCCACGAAGCAUGUAGCUGGAGUCGAAGCCGAUCGCCGGCAGACUUUAGAAGACAGCUUUUCCAAAGCUUUGCAACAGCCCGAGAUGGCAAGUCUAUCCCGUUUGACGCGGAAUAUGCCAAGGCCCAGGCACAGCGGAGAGCUUUUGAUUUUACCUGUGCUAGCUAUGAUUGUGAUACGUUUACGCACCCUAAAACCAAUUAUGACGAUCACGGUGAUGAGAUGUUUCACGAUAUUCUUGAUGUGCUGUACAGUGUUCAGCCGCAAAUAAUUUGGCUAGUGCCACCCCCUCGAGAUUGCUUCCGGGCUACAGCGAGAAACCUGGCCGGAGAUGAACACCUUCGUGAUCUAAGCAUCCCCCAGGACCAGUUUCGAGCAGUGUUGAAGUUACUGGUCACGACGUUCUUUGGGAAACCCAAAGUCCCAGUUGAGCAGCUGGUAGACUUGGACCAUGUCGUCGAUUGCAUGGCCCGCCCUGCGAUUCAACGACCCGAUCUCGGGAUUACCUGGGAUAUGUAUGACCAGGCGGCUCGUAAUGGCAUGCCGCUGCUUGCUUAUGGUCUAGCGCACCUCUUGACUCCAUUCUACCAAGGUCGAGAGGAUGAAUCCGACACUUCGGAUAUACCACAGUUAGGAAAAGUAGCAACUUUACCCGUUUGUGCUCAGAUGGCCUCACUUGAUAUUUCUGCCAUCUAUGGCCCGCAUGAGUACAGGUACUACGAAUUGAGGACUACGUCACUCACGGCUGCCACUGUAGCAAACGACCUAGAUGCUUUCCCCAAAGCUGCGAUCGCUCUUCUCCUCUCUGGGAAGGAUUCACGGACAGGACAGAAGACCAUAUUUGGCUAUUAUGUGCCUCUUCUGGCAUUCAAGAAACCACCGUUCCUAUUCCAGCUUAGUGAUAUCUCGGAUAGUUUCCGUGGAAAUGGUCUUCGACCAGGUCAUGAGUUCGAUGGAGGCGAGCUUGUGCUCGGUCAAAGAGGAAAUGGUGUUGCGUUGGUGCUACGGCAAGACUCGAAGAGGGCGAUUGUAUCCCACAAUGUGUCUGACCAAUUCCAGCCGAUGUAUGCUGCCAAUACCUGGCGGGGUGACUGGCAAAUUGAGUUUGAUGUGGAGGAGAUCGAAAUUUGGAUCCAACCCGAAGUCGAUGACGAGGCAAGUGAAGAGGCAGGUGAAGAGGCAGGUGAAGAGGCAGAUAAAGAGGACGGAGACGAUGAUGAAGCGGAGGACGAAGGCUAG
Messenger RNA from Aspergillus bombycis, 1644 nucleotides. RefSeq lists its product as uncharacterized. The transcript is spliced from 2 exons. The record is from RefSeq and is a predicted model, not a curated record. Bases 1 to 1644 code for a protein of 547 amino acids. NCBI's taxonomy places the organism in Eukaryota, Fungi, Ascomycota, Eurotiomycetes, Eurotiales, Aspergillaceae.